This is a messenger RNA of Rhizopus microsporus ATCC 52813, 807 nucleotides long. RefSeq lists its product as uncharacterized. The record is from RefSeq and is a predicted model, not a curated record. NCBI's taxonomy places the organism in Eukaryota, Fungi, Mucoromycota, Mucoromycetes, Mucorales, Rhizopodaceae. The transcript is spliced from 5 exons. Bases 35 to 568 code for a protein of 177 amino acids.
CUUUUUAGUCUCCAUCCUAAAAAAGCUAACCAGAAUGACAGAAACCAUGCAGACUCAUCCCAUGGAAGUAGACGCUGAUCAUUCGUCCAUUCCUAUAGUCGAUCUCUCAGAAAAGAUGAAAACAUUACAAUGCGAAGAAUCCAAUGGGACAACACGAUCUUGUGCUUAUUUGAAAAAUGGAAAGCUCGACUUUUAUGAACCCAAGUUAUUACUCGAGAAUCACAUGUUGAUUGCACAAAAAAUCAUAUUCUUUCGAGACUUUCGAUACAAAAUAGAAACAACACAUGACUUGCAUACACAUCCUCUGGAAAUACCACCAGCGUAUUUAGAUGUCAUUGCUUCAGUAAUACAAGAUAGCGAUGAAUCAUUGUAUGCUUUAACCAGUCGUAUCAAUGAUUUGUUAUCACCGUAUGGUAGAGACGAAAGCUUAUCGCAUAAAUUCGAAUCAGCUAUUCAAAAGGCCAUAGAGCAAGUCGCAACUCGUGUAAAAUACGGAUUGUCCAAAGAGGUUUACAAGUCGAUCAAAAAUACAACUGAUAAAAUGCCAUGGGUAAGAAUAUGCUUGUAAUUAUCAAUGAUGACUGAAAUCAGGUAGCAUUUGUAUAUAUACCGUUGGGAAGUCAAAGACAUAAAUUUCUUUCCUCCUGAAAUACAGCAGGCUGUACUUACAAGGAAAAAGAAACGGAUGGAGAUGAGCGAAGAAGUAUCGAAUUAUAUAAAAAGCCUGCCAGUUGAAGAAAGCUUAGGGCUGAUAAAUGCAAAGCAUCGUAGAGCUGAUAAUGUAAGAAAAAUAUCAAACGUUCAAAA